This is a messenger RNA of Indicator indicator, 4773 nucleotides long. RefSeq names its product TAL bHLH transcription factor 1, erythroid differentiation factor (gene TAL1). The record is from RefSeq and is a predicted model, not a curated record. Gene Ontology annotation, molecular function: DNA-binding transcription factor activity, RNA polymerase II-specific; RNA polymerase II cis-regulatory region sequence-specific DNA binding; protein dimerization activity. Gene Ontology annotation, biological process: regulation of transcription by RNA polymerase II. The transcript has 4 exons. The coding region runs from base 1127 to 2074 and encodes 315 amino acids. Lineage: Eukaryota; Metazoa; Chordata; Aves; Piciformes; Indicatoridae.
GGGGGACAGCAGGAGCCGGCCUGGCCACGACGAGCCAGGGCCUGAUCGCUUGUUCCAGGGGGGAGCUCCCCUAUAUACCGCUCCCUCCCGCCCGUCCGCUUUGGGGUGAUUUCCCUAUAAAAAGGCCCGCGGUAGAGGUGCGUUUCUGGGCUGCAAAUUUCCUGCUGAUCUGCUGCUGGAAAACAAAAGGAUUUUGCGGAAUAGAAACCAACAGGCAGGGAAUUAAUACCCUUCCCCCUCCAUUUUUCUAAACGAAUUCACCCCCAAAUGAAGGCAAAACACUGGGGCGAUUUUUGCGGGAUUGUGUAUUUCGUUUUUUAACGAAAGCGGGAGAAGUCACCGUCGGGAUUAUUUCGGUUUUAACGAAAGACAAAAAACAUUUUUUCAUGAUUUCGUGGCGGCGGGGGGAAACGUCCUCGCCUUCCUGUUGGUACGCUGCCGGGAGCGGGCUCACCCCUCCGGUCACCCAGCCCCGGCCAUCGCGGCACCUCGGCCGGGAGAUCUGCCAGUAACCGGCCCCGUUAGGAAUUAUAUUUGCCCGUUUAGGAAUUAAAUUUUCCAGACGGGCGUGGAAGAAGCCGCCGCUGUCGCUCUUUACGAGCACAUCGGGAGAAAAACAACUCCGUCUGGGAUUUCCUCCCGGGGAGACCGGGCUUGGAACGUGUCAAAACCCCCCACUGAAUUCGCUGCAGAUAGAGGGAUUAUUUUUAAUCUUUUUUUUGGGGUUGUUGUUGUUGAUUUCUUUUUUCCACGCCAGGCCGUGGCCGCCGCGCCUGGUGGCCCCGUGUGCGAGGCGGUGGCUCACGGCUGCGCAGCGCAAGGGGGACACUGGGGGUGGCCGCUGUCCCCGCUAAACAGGGGCCGCUCCGGGGUGUCGUCCCCUUCUUCCCUCUCCGCUGGACCCCUCUGAUCUCUGGCAAUCCGGGCCCACAAGAUCCACCCUCUUCUCUUCUUGUCCCCCCCUUCUCUUCCUCCCAGGAUUUAGCAGUUUUAUCCCGAUGCGGGUGUCCUUCCUCUCUGUAAAGUCGUAAGUACCUUGAGGUGGGAGGAGUAAAUUCAGCCUGACACUGAGAGCGCUUUUGUUGAAACAGGAGAGACUUGCGGUGUCCCUACUUAAAUAUGACACAUGACGAUGGACAGGCCUCCCGCCCCGCCACCCCCCAGUGACCCCCGCGAUGCCCGCCCUCCCCGGCGGCACGACUCGGAAACGGAGACCACGAGCGAGCAGGAGAGCAGCCGUGGGGGCAUGGAGGCGCCGGCCGACCCCCAGCUGCUGCUCAACGGGGCGUCCAAGGAGGCGGGCCGGCCCUCCCCCGGGCCCCCCGCCGCCCCCGUGCCCGUGCCUGUCAUCGAGCUGGUGCGCCGGGGGGGCUCUCUGGACAUAAAAAGCCGGGAAGCGGCAGGGGAGGCGAUGCAGAGAGCGCCGGGCGCCGAGCCGUGCCGUGCAGCCGAGGCCGCCUGCGAGGCCCGCAUGGUGCAGCUGAGUCCCCCCGCGCUCCCGUUGCAGACCCCCGGCAGGGCCAUGCUCUACAACCUGGGCCAGCCGCUUGCCGCCAUCAACAGCGGCUUUUUCGGUGAACCGGACUCCUUCUCUAUGUACGGCAGCAAUCGGGUGAAGAGGAGACCCUCUCCCUACGAGAUGGAGAUCACCGACGGUCCUCACACGAAAGUGGUUCGUCGCAUUUUCACCAACAGCCGGGAGAGGUGGAGACAGCAGAACGUCAACGGAGCCUUUGCAGAGCUUCGCAAGCUCAUCCCCACUCACCCACCCGACAAAAAACUGAGCAAGAAUGAGAUUUUGCGCCUGGCUAUGAAAUACAUCAACUUCCUUGCCAAGCUGCUCAACGACCAGGAAGAAGAAGGAAACCAAAGGGGCAAAGCAAACAAAGACUCUGGGAUAGUCCAGGAAGACCUCCUGCAGGACAUGUUGUCACCUAACUCUAGCUGUGGAAGUUCUUUAGAUGGAGCAGCAAGUCCAGACAGCUUCACAGAAGAGCACGAAAGCCUAGAUUCGAAGCACACGCGGAGCCUCCACCAUGCCAUUCUCCCUGUAGAAGGCAAUGCGCAGCGGUGAUGACCUGCAUCGCUCCCGAAGUAUUAAGUGGGGAGGUGAGACCUGAGCGUACAGAUGCUGGAACUUGUGCCCGUGGGAUUUGUGAUUCUGCCUUUCCCCAGGAGCUCGGGCUCCCUGUCCUCCCCAGCCCGGGAUGGAGCGGCUGGAGUGUCGGCCAAGGACAAGACCAAACCUGAUGGACAUUUGGUAUUUAGGUACGUGAUCGUACAAAGAAGAAAAGCAUUGAAGUCAUCUUCGUUGUACAUACUGCUCAUGAUGUGAUUCUGGAGAGGGGAAGGAGAGGUGGCCAGCAUCUCUCCAGAGGAUUUUCAGAUCGUUUGACAACUUCAAUCGCUUGGUUGAGGCAUUGAACUCCUCUUUCACUGCUGACAGAGGCCACAGAUGUUUUCCAGCUCUGUGUGGCACUGGAGACUGCUGAAACCUGCAGUGCUGCAGCAUUUCUACAGCCUGUGGCAGGAGCUGGGGCCACAUGUUCCUGUUGUCCCAGAAUUUUUGACUGUAUCUUUUUAACGAGGUGAAAAAAUACCUUCAGCAAAAGAACUAUUAAAAGGAUUAAGACUAUUUCCUCUUCUCUCCUUUUCUUUUCUUCUUCCUCUUUUUUUAUCCCUUUCUUUCCCUUCUAUCUAACUUUGCAUCAUUUGGGGUUGUUGUAUUUAUGAUGUGGGAUUACUUCUGUUCAACACUGUCAUGCAGUAUCCACUGAACAAAAAGGUACAUAGGUGUUUUCUGCUGCCCUCCCAGUCCCUGAUUCUUCUGCAGGUAACACUCCCUGGGUGAGCUCCAAACCUGUUGUGGUCUCCUAGAGUUUUUCCAGCAGUGUCUGUAGGGCUGGAGCUUCUCUCAAGGAAGAUGAAUUUCAGAAUUGGUAAGGGAAAAAAAAAUUUACUAGUGAAGCAUCCCUUUGGACUGGAUGAUUUUUCAAUUCCAAAAGCAACAAAAAAGCAAAAGGAGUUGAUGAUGCAUCAACAGUGUGUGUGUGUACAUAGGGUUAUAAAAAAGGUUUUAAUGGUAUGCUUUGAAUUUUUUGGUUUUAUUGUGUGAAAAUGGUGGUGGUUCAGAUGUGCCAGUGCCAGAAGGCUGGACUACAGGGCUGGAUGUAAUCCAGGGUUAGGAGAGUCCUUGUCUGCUUGGGGCUGGUAGGAGCCCACAACCUCUCCAAAUCUUCUGGGGAGGCGCUAAAAGCAGUGGUGAGAUUAGCCUCUGUUCCUGAGUGCUCAGAUUGGUGCAAAAUUCGAUAAUCUACCACUAAGAUGAUCCUCUGAUCCCUGCUGCCCCCAAAGGAGGGCAUUUGGAAAACAGGACUGGGUAGCAGGAGGCUGCUGCUGCAAUAGCUGGGAGCUGAUGACCACGUCAUGCCGUCAUUGCUGCACCAGGCCCAUCUCUCACCCCAACACCUGAGGCCUGAUGGAGCAGUUUCCCCAAGCUCAUCGUCUCCCUCUGCAGAGAUGUCAAGGCUCAGAAAUCUUUGCCAUUCUACAAUAAAAAAACCCCAAUACCCACAAACAUCCUUUGGAAGGGAAAAAGUCCUUUGAGCAGGGACAUUUCCACUGCUCUUGUUCUCUUUCAGGGGUGCCGAGGUACAAGGAAUCCAAGAGGAUUUUGGCAGGUGGUCUGCAAGCCCCUCCUGGCUUAAUUCAGAGCCCUGCCAUUUCCAUUCCCACUUGUUUUAAUGCCUCUUUGUAAAUAAUAAGUGGAAGGCUGGCACAUGGGUUGGCACAUUAGGUGGAAUUAGUUGCCUGGGAGGGGGUCCUGGCCCAAGUGAGGGUUUCUAGCAUAGAUCCCAAAUACUUCUAAAGCAUCAGCUGUCCCUAUCUUAAAUUGGGGAAGAGGACAAAAAGUCCUUCCUGGGUCUGGAUCACCUCUUCUUGGGAGUUUUUACAAAGAGGGAUUCCCCCCAGGGCUGACCAGGGGAGAGGUGCCAGCAGGUGAUGGUGCAAUGCUGAGGAAGAGGUUUGGGCUGCUCCAAGUGCCAGGGGUAGGAGAGGUAGGUGGUGGGGGCUGACAGGUAGGAGCCCUCUGGGAAAUGAGGGUGAUGCUGUCACACAGGUAAAGCCAUUCUUGGUUUUCAGCACUUGAAAUAAGCCCGGGCUGCGGUGGGUAAGGGUUCUACACCCUUUGUAUUAAACUAUUGCAAGAAAAAAAGUAAAUCACUGGCACUCAGAAAUUCUUUAUUCCCCACAAUGUCAUUCUAAAAAAUCUUUUUGGUAUCUGAACAGUUGGCAAAAUGGUACAACCUCGGUGGCACCCCCUAAAGCCCCCCAUGUACAGACGUGCCUGCUCGUAGCACUCAGCUGAGUGUGCUGUAGGUAUCUGGGGGUAUGUACAGUUGUACUUCAAUUGUGAUUUGAAUGGUACAUGUCCUCUGCCCACCUCUCCUCUUGCCUGCUUCAUCUCUCGCUGUGUGACCCAUUGCCUUCUGUUUUCUGUUGGAAACAGUGCUUUGGGGCAACGUCAUACCGCGUGAGUGAAUUCCUGCCUUACCAUUUUGGGGGUUUUCAGCCCCACCCUUUUCUCUGCCACCCGUCUCUUGGAUUUCUGCAUUUUUUCUGCAGAAAUGAAGUAACCCAGACCUGGUACCCUCAGUCUUGACCCACUGUGGAUGUGCUAUUUAGAAAACACAUUUGUUGUAAUGUGUGUGUAUAUAUAAAUAUAUAUAUAUAAUGAAUAUAUCAAGAAUAUUUCUAAAUAAAGUUUUACAA